This is a messenger RNA of Trichobilharzia regenti, 1206 nucleotides long. The record is from the annotation of a GenBank genome assembly. Lineage: Eukaryota; Metazoa; Platyhelminthes; Trematoda; Strigeidida; Schistosomatidae.
AUGAAAUUUAUCCUUCUACUGUAUUGCUUGACUUUUGUGAAUCUAUGUUCAUCUGACAAUAGAGUUUCUGUGACAUUAGUUCCGAAAUGGAAAACUACACCUAUUUUAUCAGAGGCCAGCGAAUACGUCGCCAGGGAGUCAACUUCUGCAUUCUGGAGAUUUUUAGAUCUUAUAUCAGAAGAUUCAGAGUUUAUGCAGAAGCAUUUAACACCAGGAACAGGAUAUCUUUCAGUGACUAACAAUAGAUUAUUAGAGAAGAGAGUUAAAGAUUUUGCUCUUCAGUCUAUUGGUGGAUCGCAUUUAGAGAAUAGCUCGAUAGAAAUGCAUCGUCGUUUGUAUACUUUAUCAGUGUCAUCAAGAAUGUUUUCGCCAACAGUUGAAAUGUUUCAUCAACUCACGCUAACUAGUGCAAGUCAUUUGUUAAACUGUUCAUGGGAAGAAGUGUCUGGAGAAUUAGUCAAACGAUCUUCUGGAACAACUUGGGCUCAUGUAGGUGCAGUGGCCGUUUUUUCCAUUGAUGAGCUGAAAGAGGCUAUCAAAAAUGCUAGAAAUGCUGAUUCACAACCAGCUUUAUUUCCACUUGAUAAAAUUUAUUCACCAACGGGUUCCUCCUCAAGUAAUCUUCCUACAGUAAUUUUGUUUGGUGAUUUGAGUCAUUGGGAGUUUUAUUCUUGGCAUAAAGCUUUAAAGUCUUUAUCCGAUGAUGGUUUGUGCAUUUAUGCAUUCAGACAUUAUUUUCAGAAUCGAGAUUCGAAUAGAACAGGUUUAAAUGGUUAUGGUGUUGAACUUGCAUUGAAAAGUACUGAAUACAAAGCGAUGGAUGAUACAAAAACUGAAGGGCCGGAUAAUCUAACAGUGAAAGAAAACAAUAAAAUUGCUGAUAUACCAGUUGUAGCAGGAUUUAAUUUUACACAAUUACAAAAUAUUUAUCCUGAAUUAAAACAUCAACUCAAUGAAUUUCAUAGUCAUUUACUCUCAACAGAUAAUGAAUUACGUCCGCUGAAAGCAUGGCAAUGUCGUGAUUUAAGUUUACAGGCUAGUCAAGUUGUAAUGAAUGCAUAUACGUCAGGUGAAAAACUCGAAGGUUUCAUUGGAUCGUACAUAAAUUCAGGUUUAUGGAAUUUACGUGAUAUUAGUCAGAAUUUACCAGCAAGAGCAAGUCGUCUUGUGAAUGUAAUGUUAGUGGAGAUCUUCGUAAAGAAUUAA